UCGAUUGUACGCGUGAGUCAUGAUGCCAUUCAGUCACUCGAAGGCCUCACAUGAAUGGCAUUCGAGACUCGAGAGGAAGGCAACGAAUACUGUUGAAUGCCUCCCUGUGGCGUCCAAUCUGAAAUGUGCGGACCGCCAAUCGAGACCAUCGAAGCUUUCACCGUCUGCCACGUCAUCCAGUCAGUCGACCACUGACACCCACUGACAUCCAGCAGCACCAACACGUGAAGUCAUUCAGUCAACACCUCUAAACGCACCUCACCCAGCCGCCGUUUCUGGCUACAUGGAAGCAGGCAGCAGAUGAGCAUCCACCACGGCAUUCACGUCAGUGACACCCGUCUGGCUGGGUGCCACUGGGUGCACACAUCAGGAGAGUGACUCACACUGACUACAUGCCGAGUGUCACCCACUCCCCUCGUUCGUCGACGUACCCCAGAUGUUGCCACUCGAAUGCCGCCACGUCCUUGGUGAAGCCGUUGCCGAUGCUGGCCGGCAGCCCGUCGUAUCUCGCGGCCUCGUCCAGGAUGGCCCGCUGCACCACCUCACGCAACUCCAUCAGCCGAUGCUGCCCGCCAUGCUGCCCCCUGACGACGAAGCACCGCAGCUGCGGCACCCGCACCCUCUCGCCGUCCACAUUGGUCGUCCCGCCCACCACCUCCUCAUUGCCCACCACUUGCAGCGAUGCGGCGGCCCCCACGAAACGCGCCAUCGCGGUGUUGACGCGGCGGCCGAUCUCAGUCACGUUCUGGACGGGGCGGGGGCUCUGCUCCAGCACCGAUGGGUUGACGAAGGACGACGCCACGCGCCAGGCGAUGGGCGACAUGUCCCGAUUGGCGAAGGGCAUGUAGUCGUUGUGCCAGGAGGGCUCCGGGUCGACGUGUGGGGGGAGGGGGGGAGGAGGCACGGAGGGGCGGGAUGGGUCGAAUGAGGGGAAGGCGGCCUUGAGCUGCUGGGCGGUGGCAUUGUGGAGUGCCUCUGUUAGCGCGUCGGCCAUCUCGCGCUGAGGGCGCAGGGCGGCGUUGACGGUCGCCAUGACGUCAUGCGGCAGCUGGUUGAGCACUGUCGCAUACUCGGGCAGCAUCAGCUGUCGACGACGACGGUGUCGCUCUGUGGCUGUGGGGAUGAAGGCGAUGUCAGCGCCCGCCUGGAGGAGCACACUGAUGGUGUGCUUGACAUGAGGGAUCCGGAUGGUGGCCAGGGCUUCCCUCUCGGCCUGCCCCGUGUUGUUGUCUUGCAGCCGCUGGGUGGCCUCAUCGAGCGAUUGGGCAGCGGCGGUGAGGGGUGUGAGAGCGGGGGCAUUCGGCAGCCCUCUGUCGAUGUCAGCAGCGGUGAGACGGCCGCAGAGAGAGGCAGCGACACGGUGGGAACCCCAGUGCGCCACCCGAUGUAAUGGUGUCAGCCCACCGUUGUCCACGGGCCUGAUGUCCACCCCGUUCGUCACCAGCAGGUCAAUGUAGUUCUCGAUGGACUGCUGGGACCAGAUUGGAGGCGUCAUGGCGGCCCAAUGCAUCGGAUUGAGGCCGUCCGCAUCCCGCUCGGUUGCGAGUGUGCUGUCCCGCUCGAUGAGCUGCCGGUAGAAGGACAGCAGCGUGGCCUCGUGAGCCCCAGUCGGCUGGUCCGUAUCCAAUGUGGUAGGCACCGUCAGCACCCGACGCCCCCGCAGCUGGAUGCCUGGAACAGACAGACAGACAGACCGACAUCACGCUGUGUGUUCCGUGUCGUAAGUGCUGUGAAUGAGUGCGCACCUGGCUGGCCCAUCAGGAGGUCGAAUGCGGCCCGGUUGCACGAGGCAAUGGCCACCACGAUGGGCGUACAGGCACGCUCACCCGCAUUGAUGUCGGCGCCUCCCUGGACGAGGCUUCCCAUGAUAGCGAGCUGGAUGCCGCGAGUCUCCCACAUGGGCAUGGCGAGGGGACAGUGGUCAUCGCCCUUAACUGCCCAGAUGGACGGCAGACUGUUGUCAGUGAGGUUGUCGAUGCACAGCGACAGCAGCGGAUAGGCAAAAUGGUCUCCCGACGUGCUGCCCGCCACGUACAGCCCAGGCUCCACAUUGAGGUCGGCUCCAUGCCGCUGGACCGCCAGUGAUGCGGCGCUCUCUGAUGACCUUGAACAGUGCGUAGCUGGCGACGCUGGUGCCAUUCGGGAAGCGGACGCGGACCUCCUCAUUCAAGCUCUUCCAGCCGUGGGGCAACGGCGCACCUGUGGCACAGCGUGCAUAGGGGAGGGUGUGUUGGGGGGUAAUUUGUUGACCUACGUCCGUCCUGUCGGCCCUCACCGCUGCCCUGCUGCCUAUCGACACCAACACCGACGCCCCCUCCGACGCGGGGCGGUUGCGGUGGGACACCAACACCACCAGCAGGAUGGGGAGCGAGAGGAUUCUGCACACACCAUAUACAAUACAGCUCACAACACAACCAUGCCAUCUCUUAGUGUGGUAAGGACAGAGGAGGCAUGCAAUCACCUGUGGCUGCUGGCCAUUUGGCAGGUUGGCGGCAAGUUGGUGCGUCUGGCCGUCUCGCUUGGCCCUCUUGUGCUCCUCACGCUCCAGAGGAAAGCCGGCACGCUUCACAAUACCUACACAGACGACCCAAAGACCAUGCUGGCUGUGGUGCAUUUAUUGGCUACCUGUAUAGCUUCCUGACGGUUCCUGCUCUCCUGCUGCCGAUGCUGCCGAUGCUUGUGGCCCACCCGCCACCCUUGCCGUGAGCUUAAUGUCCUGCCGUUUGCCACGGCGGAACAGCCGAUGACACACACACACGCACGGGAGAUUGCGUGAAAGUGUCUGUCUGUCGCGGUGCUCUUGUUUGUUGGCGAACCGGCGGUGGCAUGUGAGAGGGCUCUGUCAUGAAGGCGUUGUUCCUCUGCCUCACGAUGACAUUGCUCACCUGCUGGUGGUCCUCCACAUCCAUUGGCUGCCGCUCGUCACCGCCGCCACACUGCUCGGCAUACUCUGCAAAGACGGUGAAGCGGACACACACACACACACACGACGUUUGGCCAUGAUGCUGUGUGUGUGAUGUGCUGCAUAUUUGCGUGAGUUGAGUGUACCUUCAUCGCCGUCGCCACCGUCCGCCAUAGCAGGGGAGGCCAUGUCGGUGUCGGGACGACCAGACGACAUCGCUCUCACUCACCCAAACAGAGCUGCACCACGGACAACUGUGACAGACAAGAGAUGGCCGGGCACCUGAUGCAUUUGUUGUGCAUCAACCAGUGCUUGCCUAUCACACGUAUGAGUCGCAGCCAGCCGCACACACACACUCGCUCAUUCAACCAACCAGUCCGCCCGUCGACAAGGCAGACCUGAAGACCGCCAACACGCACAGCCAGCAAACAGGUCGUCAGUGUGCUUGUGAGCAAUCCAAUCGCCGCAUCUUCCCACUCUUUGUCGGACGAGCGGGCGAGUCCGCU
Vitrella brassicaformis is the source of this 3408-nucleotide messenger RNA. NCBI's taxonomy places the organism in Eukaryota, Vitrellaceae. The record is from the annotation of a GenBank genome assembly.